AUAGAGCCCCCUUUGGUCUUGACCAUUGUUGUUCUUGCCACCCAUUACACCAUCCAUUUUUUCUCUUCUCUUCACUUUUCUUCAAUUUUGAGAGAGACCCAACAAGGCAAAACGGCGAGGGUUACAAUUUCCGGUUCGAAAAACGGCUCAAAAAGAUGAUUCCACAGCAAUGGGCACCUCCUUGUAACAAUCAGUGCACCCAUAAAUACUCAACUCUCAUGCAAAUUCCUUGGAGAGUCUUUUGCAAAAAAGGAUGUGAUGCUGAUGGAGAGACGUGGGAUGAAUGUUUAUCAGAAUGUGAGGAGAUAUGCUAUAAAAAUCCAGUUCUGAAGGAUCAACAGUGGAGUGCUUACAUCGAUCGAUCUCCUGGUGCCGCCAGCUGCUCUGAGGAAUGCUUUCAUGCUUGUGUAGCUGGCUGUGGAUACAAGUUUGACGUUCCUUCCCAAAAAGUCGAUCAAAUCCAUCCAAGCAGGCCUCCUCCGCCUCCUCCCAAAGAUAAACUGACCACACGUGCUGUGAAAAGAAUACUACCCGGGGAACCUAGCCAAACGAUUGAUGACAUACCUGGGACAUCCGCGUAGCAUCAACAGGUCUGACAGUGUAGACAACUUGGAAUACAUUUGUUCUGUUAGGAUCACAACCAUAAGUCUUAAAUUUUGUCACAAGUCAAGAGGCAGUAGUAAUUUUCUUUUGGAAACAUUUUUAGAGCUUAUUUGAAAGUUGGUAAAUUUUCUUAAGAUUAACAAGCAAUCAUAGGCAAGUAUUUGAUAUUAUCAUGAGAAAAACUGUAUACAACUUGGCUAAAAAUGUUAUCUCAUUACACCAUGCAUCCAAGUAUGUAAGUUUUUAAUGUUAACAUUGUUUUUUAUUACCAAAACUCUAAAAUUGUUGUUGA
Solanum pennellii is the source of this 895-nucleotide messenger RNA. RefSeq lists its product as uncharacterized. Bases 156 to 581 code for a protein of 141 amino acids. Lineage: Eukaryota; Viridiplantae; Streptophyta; Magnoliopsida; Solanales; Solanaceae. The transcript has 5 exons. The record is from RefSeq and is a predicted model, not a curated record.